Molecule: messenger RNA, 1020 nt
Organism: Megalopta genalis
Lineage: Eukaryota; Metazoa; Arthropoda; Insecta; Hymenoptera; Halictidae
Gene: Coa8
Product: Cytochrome c oxidase assembly factor 8
Biological process (GO): intrinsic apoptotic signaling pathway
Cellular component (GO): mitochondrion
Molecular function (GO): oxidoreductase activity
Source: RefSeq, a predicted model, not a curated record
AACAUUGGCCUUGAUCUAGGCUAGUGCAUGACUAUUACGAAAAUACAUAUGUAGUACCAAGUUAAAAAAACAUCAAUGAACUUGAUACCUCUACACGAUUCAUGCUUUUCUCUGACAACUUUUUAUGUUAUCAAUGACAUGAUAGACACAAGCAAACUGUUUGAGGUGCUGAAAUUAAUUGUGACACCCUGUAUUACUGCAUUGUAUGUAGUAUUGAGCGUAUAACCAAAAAACGCGUGGUUCAUAAAAAUGUAAUUGUCUAUGACAUGGCUCGAGCAUGUAUAUUCACGCAAUUGAAACAUUGCAACAAUGUAACCCGAUUAUUCAGCACAAAAACGAUUUCUAACCUAAAAUCUGCGACACAAGCUGACAUAAUAGGGCCACCCGAUCCGGUCUCGAAUUUGCGGCCGAUAAUAUUUGCGAAACCGAAAAAUGAGACGAACCUCGAAAAGAAGUACAGAGAGGCUAGGGAGGCUACUCAAAUUUGGAACCAAAAUUUUUGGACACGACACAAUGCCAGUUUUACAGAAGAACGUAAGCAAUUCCAAGAUAAGUUAAAGGAUCAGGGAAAGACCUCGAUCACUGCAGAUGACAUGUCAGUAUUUUAUAAACAAUUUUUAGAUAAAAACUGGAAAACUCACUUGAAUUAUAAUAUCAUUUGGUACAAGAGAAACAUUAAACUACUGUUACUUGAGAUCAGAGUAAGAGUGUCUAAGUUGAAGUUCAAGUAACUUGGUGCAUCUAUAUUCAACCAAAGACUGCAUACAUCUUUUCUGCAGAAUAUUGCAAUGUUGCGUGUAUGUACAAUGUAAAUUUAUAUCUAUAGUGUAUUACCUGAAAAGUGACCAUAGUAAAAUAUAUACAUUAUGAUAUAUUUAUUGGUAGAAAUCUAUGAAGCUCAAAUUAUUUAAACUUAUUCCUGUAACACAUUUUAGGAACAUGAGCAUUCAAUUUUACUAUAAUUGCAUUAUACCACAUAAUUAUUUAUUCUUUGAAUAGAUUUUGAGUGGUUUUGGAGAA